Pocillopora meandrina is the source of this 14789-nucleotide messenger RNA. Lineage: Eukaryota; Metazoa; Cnidaria; Anthozoa; Scleractinia; Pocilloporidae. The record is from the annotation of a GenBank genome assembly.
GUCAAAUCAAUUUUUGCAGAUUGCUUUAGUAAUCCUGUUGGUGUUGCAACUCCCAGUAUCAUCUUUGAUCGUCAGAUGACAGCAUCAUCCAGAAAUAGGCCGUCUACCAGGGCGGCUUAUGGUCGCCUCAAUGAUAAAAGAGGCGACGGUUGGUGUUCACUUGAGGCUAAAAGUAACGCUGAAUGGCUUCAGGUUGACAUCGGAAAAACAAUUCAGGCAUGUGGUCUCGCCACUCAGGGAGGCGUACCAAGCACGAGACGGGAAUGGGUAAAAGAUUUCAAGCUGGAUUACUCUUUUGAUGGAGAAAAUUGGAAGAAUUAUCGGGAUGAAAAUGGAGAAGUAAUGGUAAGAUUUAUAAUAUAAAGACACUGUGAGCAGUAAUCGUAUCAAGAAACGCUUUGAUACACGUACUGUUUUAUCUAAUAGAACAAUUAGACCAACAGUUUUUUCAUGCUUUGUUGAACGUAAAGGCAAUUUCUUCGGUUGCAUAUUGUAUCUGAUAUUAAAACUUUCGAGAUUCCGUUUGCUUUUCGAAGGAGGUCUCUUUUAAGAAUAUUUCUCUUCCUUAACGUAAUGCAGUGUUCCUUCUUUACGCAUUUGUGUCAAAGGUAUUUCGAAGGAAGGUUAACAGUUCCAAAACCAACCAACACAAGUUGCCAUUGCCAGUAUAUGCAAGGUACUUCCGAUUUCUUCCUACACGGCGUCACGAAAGGAACUGCCUCAGGGUUGAGAUUUACGAAUUCAAAAGUGAGUAUAUGAUAAAAAUGUGCUUGGACAAGUACGAUUCACUUUUUCGUAUCAGGAGUGGAUUUUCGGCUAUGGUAAGGUACCCUCACUAGUUUGGAUGACCAGGCGGAGCGAAAUGAAUUCUAGCAACUAGAUUUAAAACUUUCUUACUGGAAACUAAACAAUCCCAAAUACUUCUUAGGGUCUGUAUCAAUCUAUUAUUGUAUCGCUGGUAGUACCCGUGGGGAGUAUAAAACGAACCCAGUGUUCUGAUUGGCUUCCAAAGAGAGCAAGAUGGUCCUUCGUCUCGGUCCAUAAAGACGCAAAAAAAGAAAACGGUCAUAAUCCAACCAUCGUGACCUCACCCUUGGUCAAUAACGUAUAUAGAUAACCUUGUAUGAACUUGACUGAGAGCUGCUUGUAUUUGCUGGAGAGAAGAAAGUGUAAUAAGUACGUGUCUUCAUUUUGUGGCAUUGUCGACGACGUUGGGACAUCAGUUUCUGCUGUUUUUUUAUCGCACAGUUCGAAAUGUCGCAGCCCUUCGAUUUCUGAACAACCACGAUGGGCGUUUCUUUGUCCUACACGCCCAUCUAUAGUUGGUCGAUAACAUUGAGUUUCAGUGACCCUGUUGUCAUCAACUCUGCCGGACGUUUAUCUAAACACUUCUUGAACAAUUCAACGCGGCAUCUCUUCUUGCAAGUUGCGGCCUCUUUGAGGUUACACUAGUAACUGCGGUUUGACUCUCAAUCCGUCGCCUAUUGUCUUCAUUAAACCUCCAGAAAAAGUGACAAAUUCUGCUCUUGUCGGCUUUGUAAGCGCGUUUUUAGUAGCCAGCAGACCGUGUUAAUGAAAAAGUAAGGGGCUUCGUCGCCCAACUGGCCAUUGUCCCACAGUGUUUCCUCCUCUUCUUCUGUUAGACUUUGAACUUGCUUUGCCGCUUGAAAACUUUGUCCUUUAUUAUUAGUUUGCUCCUGGUAAUCAUUGGAGGGCUCUGGUGCACUAUACAUCUAAACUGCCAGGUUUACCUUCCCAGGCCUGUAUUUAACUGUUAAGUGGAACUGUUGCAGGUAAUUAUUCCGCCAUUUACUCUGAUCGGUGGUUUAUUGUUUUGAAUAUGGCCUCUUUAAAACGUGUUUCAGCCAUGCACAUGGACAGACACCUUCACGGCCAGCGGAUAGUCAAUGCUUACGGUUGCAGCCAUCUAUACACCUCCCCUAAAGGAUCUGAUCUGAUUUUCUGGUGUAGGUAGCUGGUCAUCAGCCAUCCCUCUUCUUUUAAGCCAGUAAAGCACUGAGUCGUACAUAGCUUAUGACUUCUGUUUCUGCUCCAAUAUCCCAGCGGGCAAAAGAGGCAAUUGUCCAGCAGUAAAUUCUUGAUCUUUAUAAACUUCUCUCGCUCUCUUUCUGCUCAUCGUCAUUUCACACUUUCUCAGCUUCCUUGGCAAUGGUUGGUCCUUCAGCCUCCCUCAUCGCUGGAACAUGACAGGAUGUGGUGGAACUCUUGAGGCGGACAAAACUUAAUCAAAAAUAAAACUAAAGUUUUGACUAGUCGAAAAAAGAUCAGUAAGACUGAUUGUUAAACCGUUGAACUUAAGAAUAGUUAGUCACAUUGCUUUAUCAGAUUCAAGGAGCUGUCGCUCUAAAUUCCGCAAAAUCAACUGGUUAGAGGCCACAGUGAAUCGUUUGAGAGCAAAUUACGUAUUUUAUUUGAAGCGAACUCUUCAUAUUUAGUAAAACUCUCAUUGGCCAGAUCUACAGCUUGGUGUGAAAAAGGAAUUUGACUAGAUCACCUUUUAUGUAAACAAUUAAACUGCUUAUUUUCGCAGUCCCAGGGUGCCAGGAUAUAGAGUUAGGACUUGGCAAUGGAUACUUUCUGGAUAGAGACAUCAGUUCGUCCUCUGUCCUAAAUACCAAUACACCUGCUAAGAAUGGUCGAUUGAACUACAAUGGUGGAUCAUCAUGGUGUGCAGCAACAAAUGACAGUCAGCCAUAUCUACAGUUUGACUUUGAGAAGCUUUAUAUCAUCUGUGCUGUGUCCACUCAGGGAAAUGCUCAAGGGGAUCAGUGGGUAAAGAAGUACAUACUUCAGUCAUCCAAGGAUGGGACAACAUGGACAGACUAUCGAGAGGCAGGAAUAUUGAAGGUUCGUUCGUUUAGAAUUCUGGGAAAAAAUAUUCAUAAGAAGUAAAACUGUGAAUGAAAAUCAUCCUCGCUUUCUAAAGUUACUCCCACGGGAAAGAUAUCACUAACUCUCGAAAAUAAAAUUCGAAUCCGCUUGCAGCCAUCUUCGUUUUUGCAUUUAUUCAAAAUGAAUGAUAAAUGAUUAGUUAGCCCUACAUAUUUCUUUUAAAGAAAUCCUUCCAUUUUGGAAAGAUUCUUUUCACAUUGUAAAUACAGGUUCACCUUUUUAAUUGUUUUUCAAGCAGAUCACACCCGCUGCUAUUUUACUAUUGCUGAUAAUUCUUACCUUUACAGAUCUUCACCGCAAAUAUUAACCGAAACAACACAAAAAAACAAACUUUGUGCAACGGGAUUGUUGCUAGAUUUUUGCGUAUCAUUGCCCAAGAACACUACGGAAAUUGCUGUAUGAGGGUAGAGACAUUUGGAACACCGCUGACACAAGGUAAGGUUACCUAGCGUGAUAAUAUCAAUGAAAUAGUCAACGAUUAAUUUUGCAAAGCUUCAGAAAGCUCUAUCAAACCCCUGAACUUGGAUAACUGACGUUACAUUUAAGUUAAGAGAUGCGGUAAAUGGCAAUUCCCAUGUGAAUAGAGUUCUCACAACCUUCAGCAUUUCAAAAAUGCGUGAUUGACAAUCUCUUAAACGUAGCCUGACAAUAUAUUAGAGAUUAUACUGUCAAGAGAUUAUAAAUGUUUAAAAUAUCUUGUUUUAAACUCAAUAGGGGAUGCCAUGUUAACGCACUCACUUGACCUCAGAAUUUCGGAAGUCGCAUUUCCUGAGAUAAAAUUCUAAAUUUUCUGGGGAAGGAAACACUCAAAACUUCCUAUCAGUGACCGGCCUGGGUUCUCGUAUGAACCUCCCCCCCUACCUCCCCUCACAUCUACAAAUGCUGUAUCCGUCCUGGAAGAGUACUCUUCACAAAAAGGAAAAAAAAAUUCAACGAUCGCUCAACGAGUGACCAGGUAAUAGCUUGGUGUGACUAUCUUUUCCAGCGCUCGAGAGCACUCAAGUAGAAGGGAGCAACCCUAAACUAUAUUCUUGUUUCAGGAAAAUCAGAAAAAACAUCGAGUUUUCUUUAUUUGUUAAGUGACGUUGCAUGUAUUUUCAGACAAUCUGGCCCAUUGGAAGCCCACAAGUCAGUCAACUAUUUUUAAAGAGCGUUUUGCUAGUAACGCCGUCGAUGGACUCUUUGUAGAUUCAGGUCCUUCCUGUACUCGGACAAGACUCCGAGGCACUACUGAUCCGUGGUGGAGAGUCGACCUUGACCAAGUGCAGCCCGUUUCCCAGGUUUUCAUACUCGGUAGAGAUAAUAUUGAGAGAAGAAUAAACGGUGCUGAGAUAACAGUGGGUGAGUACUAAUGAUUUAAUUGUAACUUAAGGUUGAAUUCACUAGGGAAUUGAGAGUGUUUUCAAAAUUUUUUGACUUUUCCCCUAAUUUCAUGCGUUUGUCAUUGGUAAGCCUUAGUUUGAUAGCAUGCGGAUAUUUGAGUUUCAAACGCACCAUCAAACCUUACGUGUUUUGCCACUUCCAACCAUGUCGCACACCUCCUAAGCGAUAGAGGGCUUCAAAAUGUCCCGUUCCUGUGUUGUUAUGGGCAGAUUUCGAUCUAUUUUGCUUGCUUCUGUUAUGAGAUUUCGUCUGCGUAGCCGUACGUUUGUACAUCUCUUAUGUAAAUGCUGUUCACAUGGCACUAAAUAAAACAAGUUAGACCUCGAGCUUCAGAGUCAUGUAAUGCAUGAAAAUCUUCGUGUUGUAAUUUAAGUGAUCACCAAUAAUUAGACUACUUGAAAAUCUUCUUUAAUGUUUUGUUCACAGUUCGUGGAAAAAAUACCCAUUUGCCAUAUAGUCCACGUGGUACAGUAUAAGCGUACAGAGUCCUAUUUGUCUUACCAUUAAUGAACAGUCGCGGUUUUAAGUCUCACUCAUCAUUUUAUCUUUAAUGCUUUAAGGAAAUGAAACCUCAAAAGGAGGAGCAACUAAUAGCAUUUGCGUCCGUGAUGUUCUCGUCCCUGAAGGAAAGGGAAAGUUUUUUCGAUGUAAUAUGACGCUGUAUGGCAGGCACUUAUUCAUCCGGAUACCUGGAUCAUCAAAAAUAUUGUCCCUAUGUGAAGUUGAAGUUUUCUCCUCAAUUAAAUCAAGUAAGACUUGUUAUAUAAUGCCUCGCAAAAUUGCUCUUAUGUUGGAAAAUUACCCCCCACUUAGUCCAAGUUUCGAGUGAGACUGCCAUAACUAGCAACCAUAAGGAUGUAUGAGAAUCGUGUCGGCAAUCCUGACCAUCAGAUUUACCGUGAAACUAUAAAAGAGUCAAAAAGUAAAAAUACUCAAUUCCGUCUUUUGUUUCCAUGUUUUUUUUAUUCUUCCUGAGUUGAUUUAUGGUGGUUUUAGUAAGAGCUCUUUUGAAUUUAUGCAGUUUUUACUACCUAGUAUUUCGUGUUUCUGCGAAGAAAUUUGGUAAAGUUUGUUAAUUUCGCAACUGCGUUCAUUCCUGGACAUCGUUUAAUACAGUAGGCUGCCGGACACAUUUAUUUGGGGCCAUAUUACCUUCCCUGCCUGUUUUAGUGUGGCUUGCAAGAUCUAAUGAAAAAGGAUAAAAGGUGGGAAGGAGGAGAGAGGCAAAGAAAAGAAAAAAUAUUUACUCAGGUUUACUCAAGUUGUGUCUCAGAGGAUGACUCAAUUAUACAACUGUGAAAUCCCCCAUUUCAGCAACUACUUAGAUUUUAGUAGCAGCGCUACAUUAUACCUGAAUCUCAGUUUACAAGUAAUACAGAACAUUUAUGCUUCUUUAAUAAGUUGCUUUUCUUUCUUCUAGAUCUUGCCUUGAAUCAGUCUCCUAAGCAGUCUUCCACAUGGACUAACACUGUGUUGGAUGGAGAUAUUCGUUCCUGUGCUAAAGGCACAUUUCAGAAGGACCACUGGAUGAGAGUAGACCUGGGAGUACCGUGGGUAGUAGCUAAGGUCGUUAUUAGUCACAAGCGUAUGUGGAUUGAUGGCCUUGAAGUCUGGAUCGGUGAGUUCAGGACAACGCAAAAGAUAGCGGAGAUCAAAUAUGCAGUUAAAACUGACUUGUCCUAUGUCCAUUUCCGACAGGUCAUGACAGUGGCAAUAGAGGCAAUUCAAACUUGCGUUGUGGAGGACAGGAUACUUCCGAAACAGCUUUUUCGGUUAAAACAGCUUUCUCGUUAAAACAACGGACCAUUUUUUGUCUUCCUAGGCUUGUGGGAAAAUUUGUUUUUAUUGGAGUUUCCAACGCUGACAAAACUCUCUACUUAUGCGAGGUGCAGGUUUACUCUCAAAGCUCGACAAGAAUGGGUAAGGAGCUGUCAUGUCAAAAAUUUCAUGAAUGAUAUAGCCAAGGGGUUAUACUUCUCUUUUAUUUUUUCCUGAAAAAUGUAGGAUUUCCCUGACUAACUGAAUUAACAGUCUUACAAAUAAGUCCUGAUUAUGGCAUCCACCCUCCCCUUACAGUCUCAUCCUCUGCCCCUAAACUAAUGCUUUCAGCAUGUAGCAAGUUAAAUUGUUCAUUCCUUAGAGUAACAUACAAAUAGGAGUAAUUUUCAUAUAAAAAAAAAUUAACAACAGAUUUUCGCUCAAUUUUAUUAAACACUAUUCUACCAAUCCAGCACUUUCAUUCCAUUGAAGGUACUAAAAAAUUUGAAAUGUUAGCUAAAAUUGAAAAAAGAAGAAAAGGUAAGCGUACAAUCUCACUUAAAAACCAAGAUAAACUCCAAUUGCAAGUGGAAAAGAUAUGCUUGCCAUUAAACUGUCAACUGUUAUAAACAAUGUACAUAAGUAACAUCGACAUCACAAGAAACGUUAAGUGGUAGUAUCAUCCAUGAUCAUGAAGAGGGCCAAGACAAGAUGAAUGCGUUCACAUUUGAGCCACAUCGAAAUCUCUCUGGGGAAAGUAUUUCAGUUUAAGUCGUACUACAUUCUUCUGUUUCUUUUCUCCAUCCCUGGUACAUAUGUGGAACCUUUCCACAACGGCCACCUCAGGAAGAUAAGUAAUUGUUCUUUGGAGGAAAAGGGUUUUCCAAAGUAAGAGGCCGUCGAUAGGGACUCAACUUAACGAUGUUUCCCAAUUCUUUUUUCUGAAGCUUGUCAGACACAGGCAGUUGAGGUGGCCAACAAGAACAUCUUCCCAGAAAAAAGUUUCUCAGCCUCAUCAUUCCGUGAAGGUGAUGAACCUUACAACGCGCGCCUACGGAGUGGCAUGGGUGCUUGGUCCCCCAGGGAUAAUAGCAAUGCUGAUGAUUAUCUGGAAAUUAAUCUUGGAAACGUGUUCUUCAUUUGCGCUGUGGCUACCCAAGGAAGUCCACAUCGCAAAGAAUGGACCAAAAGUUACAAGCUCUAUUUGUUCCUUGAGGAUUGGAUGAUCUAUAAAGAGAAUGACACGGAAAAGGUCUGACUAUAGAAAGUAGAAACUAUAGAAGUACGCUUUAGUCUCUAUGUGACAUGGUUGUAUGAGAUAACGGUUCGAUUAGCAAUCCGAAUGUCGAUCAGUUUAGUCAAAGGUAAAAAUUUAUCCGUUGGUGAAAACUGUAUUGAUCAUCUUGCACUUAACUGAUAGGUAAACGCAACUGUGUUUAAACCAUGUACUUUAAGGCGUAUUCUCUUGAAUUUACAGAAAUACUUUGAUACAUGGAUAAAAUCCACUUAUAUGCCGACCAUUUUUAUUACAGAUUUUCAUUGGCAACUCACACAGGAAUGAAAUAGUGCAACAUGUUCUGGUAGAGGUGGCAAGAGCUCGGAUCAUUCGGUUCCGGCCAGUUGACUAUCAUAUUCACAAAGCUCUUAGAGUAGAAGUGUAUGGAAUAAGAAUACCUGCAGGUACGUCAGUUUUGCAUAUGUGACCAUCGUUGGCUGUAACAUUUUAAUUCAAAGGAUUAUGAUGAAGAUUUUUUUAGGACUGCACCGAUCGAGUUUUUUUAAACAGUAUCCUACUUUUUCAGUUGUGAAAGCACCUGAGCAAUGAACACGUACGACUAAUCGUUGUCUGCUGGAUAUCUGAGCGGUUCGAAAUGUGGUCGGAAGGUCAAAUCUUCAGAUUUCUUUCCCGAAGGCGUUUCACUGCAGGCCGAUCGUACCAGAAGUUGACAAAUGUAACGUGUAUUCAGUGGAACGAUCUUAGACAGCCCAAAAAGUCACUCAUGAAUUUAUCUAUGAUGAAUUUUUGAGCAAAUCGAUCGGGUUCGGUUAACUGAUCUGAGUGUGAAUCUUAGACACCGUUUACUUAGGUAACUAAUACAAUGAUAAAAAAAUGGUGAUCUUCAAUAAAAAGACGAAAAUUUGCUCGUCAAACCCGGGAUAGGUUUUAAAAACAAUUGUCGUGUCAUUUGUCAUUAAGGCGUGCAUUAAACGUGAAAACUACGCAAGCGGGCCGGUAUUUUUGCCAUUUCGAUCAAACAAAAGGACGUCGAAGCGUGAAAAAAUAUAGUUCAACCAAACGGAGAAGUCUAACACAUGGCCUAAAGUACAUUUAUUUCAAUAUUUGUUUUAUAUUUGCUUUUACUCAACUUAGUCACAUUAGCCUGUUCACUUCUGAUGUGUGCUUUCUGUCGCGUUUAUCCUCCCACAGGACCACCUGCACCUCCUAUCAUUGAAAACCAGGAGCAGGAAAUGUCGUAUCCUAAUUUGUCCAUAUCAUGGAGUUCUGGUGAUACUAGCAGCUGUCCAGUUACUAUGUACACAGUGUACUACAAGUCCAUCCAACGGCGAGAGGAGGAAAAUACUUGGAAUCGUAUCAGUGCCUCUUCGAGUACGAGAGAGCUAAGUGCCCUACCACUUGAUUGUGACACAGAAUAUGAAUUAAGAGUGUCUGCAUGGAAUGAACUGGGUGAAAGUAACCCUUCAGAGUCCUGGAAAGUGAAAUCCAUUACAGGUAUUCAUAUCAAUUGUUUUUCUCAUUCUAUUUUUGCCGAAAUGAUCUCAAAACGAUUGUUACCAGUUGCAAAAUUCACUGGGCUCAACCAGAACAUAUCCAAUGUAAAAAAGGCUAGCUUGUGAGGCCUGGAAGGAGACAGAGCCGUGGAAAACUCACCACCAUUCGAUUUUCAACUGAAAACUAGACGACUGGUAGUACAAUCCGUCGGUCAGAUGAACGAUAAUACACAAGAAGGUGGUAAAGACGAUUCUGUCUCAUGCCUUUCUAUUUUCACCCUUAACCUUUCCAAAUUUGGUCGUUGUCUUUCUUGUCCAACCCUUUGUUACACUUACAAUUCGAGAUUAACAAACUCCUUUUAUUGCUUUUUUUGGGUUCUGUUUGUUAGUCUGUAUAUUUUUUAGUUUACUUGUUUGUUUGCUUUUUUUCCUUCUUCUUUUCUUAGGGUACCCAGUCAUUGUCAACAGGACCAACCAAGUGGAAGGGAGUCUGGUGGCGAUCCGUUGGAAGCCAUGUACUGCUUCUUUAUUCACUAUAUGCCACAGAGAAAUACUUCCAGAGGGUAAAAGCCACUGGAACACAGUGAACGUGUCGGGAAAUGAAACAAGUUAUGAUCUUCAUCUCAGAUGCAGAAGGGAUUAUGAAAUAGCUAUAACAGCCUGGAAUUCUACGGCAGAGACGCCACUGACUGGAUCACUAAACCACAGAAGGUUGUGGAGCGUUAGGACAUUAGGAGGUAACUGCAGUCAUGCUCCAUUUAAAACUCCUACAAAGGACUUAAAUUUGAUUCUUCAAGCAUUAAGGAUCUCACCACCCUUCGAUGGUGGUGAGGUAUUUUCAUCCUCCAACAGAUGUGUGUGUUUUCAUUCCUAGUUACUUCAAUGAGAACAAGUACCGUAGAUAUACGCUUUUUGGGUGUUUACAGUUCAUAGUAUAAGAUUCUUACUGAGCCAGAAACAUAUGGUUUGGUCAAGGGAAGUAGCUGAAAUCUCGUUGUCGUAUUAAUAUUAUUUCGUCGGCCGUCUGAGAAAAUUUGAAAUGUAUCUAUUAAUUACGUAUUUUGUUGUAGUUUAGACCGCAAGGAAAUGUUUGACCACUUUCCUUAGACGAGAGUGAGGUCAUGUUUUUACGAAUGCUUAUAGCAGGCUUUUGCUAAAGUGUUAUCGCUUCUUUUUUGCCUCAGGUAAACCGUCAUCCCCGAUUAUAGACGGCAGAGGUGUUCAGUUGUCCGGUUGUGAUGUGAGCAUCAAAUGGAGUUCCCCACCAGAUAACGGCUGUCCGCUGACCUCGUACACAGUAUACUACAGAGAGGUGCAAUCUACAAGCGAAGAUGGCUACUGGCAUCAAAUCAAUGUUACCGUAAAUGUUACCUCAGUGGAUCUCCCCUCGCUCAAGUGUAACACGGAAUACGCUUUUAAGGUGUCUGCUUGGAAUGACUUGGGCGAAAGUGAGGCCGCCGAGAGGUUGGAAAAAACCGUGCAGAUGACUAAUUUUAUUAGACGCAUCCUGACCAUUGCUGUACCUGUAGGAUGUGGGUUCCUCAUUCUCAUUACUGCGGGAAUCCUUUGCUUCAGACAGAGACGAAAAAAGAGAAAAUUGCAAGAUCUGAGGAAUCGCAGGUUGGGAGUAGGUUUAUUUCUAGAAAUUUUUGAGGUAACGCAGUCCUGGCGUGAAAGCUAGGGUUGAGCAAAUACAAGCACUCUUAAAGAGUAACUAGUGCUAUACACUAAUUCCUUUUCCCCAUAUAGUUCCAUUCAAAGUAUUCGUCAAGGCUAGAAUCGAAGUCUUGAGCACAUGGUAACAUUCAUUUGACGUGCCGUUCCCAUGCGUAAAGGUCUUGAGCUGCUUCCUUAAUGCUUAAUGUAUACGAGUAUGUUGAUAUUUUAAUAAACAAAAAGAAAAAAUCCCUACAACAAUUCUGUAGAUCGAAGUCAGACAUUGUUCCCCUGCUGUUAAAAGAGAUUUCCCCGGAACGUGUCACAAUUAUGGAAGAGCUAGGCAGGGGAGCAUUUGGAAAAGUACACAAAGGAAUCCUGAAAGAAAUGCCGAAGGUUGAGGUGUUUUUUAAGCCAAAAGAGGAAAGAGUGGAUUUUAAUGAAGGAAGAGUUGUCGCUGUAAAACUCUUGCAUAGUAAGUAUAAAUAAAUGUAUAUUUGCUUUUUGUUACAUUACGAAUGUAACAUCAACACUAACUGUGCAGCUCAAAAUUAACUUUUUUAAAUCGAAGUUCAUGGCUAUCCUUACCGACCGCUUUUUUCUUUUUUUUUUGCAUGAAACUUACAACUGUGGAGCCCCUGAUCGACACACACACACACUCAAACGAUUUGCCUAAGAAACAAAGACUCAGAGUAAAAAUGUGAUGUUCGUUUUACGAAAAUAGAAUUUGGCUCAUAAUUUACAAAGACUAUUAAGAUCAAUUUCAAUUUUGGAAGGAUCAGUGAAUUACUGGUUUGAUUUGUGACAAUGACUGCCCAAUUGACAAUUUCAUUCUUAUCUGUGUUAGAUACUUUACGAUAAUUAGGUAACGAUAAACUUCAGAGAUGUAGUGAGCCGAACUCUUUUUUUUUUUACUUGCUGUUUUACCACUUCCCUUUCAGAAAGAGGCGAUGUAGAUGAGAAAGAACAGUUUCUCAGAGAAAUUUCGUUUGUGCAGCGUAUAGGUAGUCACAGGAAUUUGGUAAGCAUGAUUGGCUACUGGCACAGAUCAGAACCCAUAAUGCUGAUCAUGGAAUAUGUUCCACAUGGAGAUCUUCUUCAGUGGCUGAGAAACAAAAGGCAGCAGGUAAAACUGUUUUGCAGAUUUAAAACUUUGGUAAAAAAUAUUGAUCAAAUGGAGGGUUAAUUAGCUACCAAACAAAUUGGAGUGCGUAACAAAAGGUUAUAAGUCUUUUAACUUUGGGAUAAAAAAUGGCGAUCCAUAAACAUGGAGUCCUUAGGAGGUACCCAUUUCAAAGAAUACAUUUCUUUUUUUCUCUCAUGAAAGAGCUUUAGCAAAUGCUAAAUUGAAAUUUCUCACUCGUAAUCGCUGAUGAUGCCGGUCAGAAAUAAAUAAUUGAAUUGUUCAGGUUUGGGUUAUUUUUCUAGAUAUGCUCUCAAACUAAAAGAUCCAUGGAGUUGUUUACAUGAGACAUUCUAAUAAUUUUAGGUCAAAUGUAGAAACGGCAUCGAUGGUGUUAUUUUUGAAUCCAUGGACGAUUAUAAAGACAGCAGUGCAAGUUCAAAAGAAGCUGUCUCAGCUGAUCAGUCAGAGGACGUCGUAGACUUUCACGAUGAUGUCAGUAAUGGAACGGAACUCACGAGUGUGGCGGAAUUUACCGAAGCUACCAGCAAUCCAGAUUUCAUUUCAGUUAUUAUUAAAGAACAACCGCCCACAGAAGAGGAAAGUACUGACACAGAGACAAUACAAAUGAAAAUUUCUCAAGCUCAUUUUCCAUCUGGCCACGAAGAAGGGAAUCUCGCUACUCCAUUUAAAAGUGCACGCCCCCUGCCACAGCUACCAGAGAACACAGAGGAACAACAGGAUACGAAUGGUGAUGGCGAGCAGGCAGUUGACUUCACCGUAAAAGAUGCACUUUGUUUUGCAUGGCAGAUAGCAAAUGGAAUGGUAAGUGCUUAAAUUUAAAAGUAUCUGUGAUUAUUGAACUAAAUAUUACACGCAUACAUUUUCUCCAGUCUAGGAAAUAAACUUUCUUCUUAACAUCCUAGCGCCGAGCUCAUGUUACAUGAAAAAAAAGUAACAAAAAAAGUCAUUCCAUGAAAAUAAGGUGGACAGAAAGUCAGUUAAACGUGCUCAUUGUAACACAUAGACAAUAAAAUUUUAAACCUUGGAAAAAUACUUAAGCAGAUCUUUAACUACAUGCUGCAUAAAAGCGUCAAAUGAUUAAUGAUACACGCCAACAGUCUACUUUUAUCAUCAUCUACUUUACUGAUAGAUCUGUUAUCUGACAGCUAGAGAUGAAUUGCCAUCGGUUUAUUAGUGCUCUCCUUUUCACCAACGAGCGAAUCGCAAGGAAAGAAAGAAAUGGACGCGCAGGCUUAGUAAUGGCCUUGCAUGAUUUUGAAUUGCUUUGUGUUUCUAUAUAAACAGGAGUACUUGGCCAGCAACGGAUUUGUUCAUCGUGAUCUGGCCGCUCGUAACAUCCUUCUUGGUGAGGACAGAGCUGUGAAAAUUGCUGACUUUGGCCUGUUGCGUCACACAUACGGGGACAUAUAUGAGGUAAAGAACACGAAGAAACUGCCAAUCAAAUGGAUGGCACCUGAGUCAUUCGGCGACGGCAUAUUUACUUCCAAAAGUGACGUGUGAGUACUAAACGUUCUUAAACUACUCAAAACAAGAUUUAAUUUAUUAUCUUUUUUUCCGCUCAAUUAUGUUUUCAAUGCUUGUCAGUGAAACGAGAAUAUUAACUGACACCCUUUGAUACCACGGUACUUUAAGACCAGACUACCUCUCUCAUUAAACUAAACUAUUGUCUGAUGGUAGCUGUUUUCAAUUGAUUUCCGAGGCACCAUUAUUGCGAAAUUACUUCAAAUAAUCAUUUUCGUCUUCUUUCCUUCGGUAGAUGGUCUUUCGGUAUACUUAUUUGGGAAUUGUGCACAUUGGGUGAGUAAUAACGUCUGAUUCAUAACUACAGAAGUAUAGAUCGUUUCUUCUCGAAAUGGCAUUUUAUAGUAAGCAUUCUGAAUUUGAAGGCAAGUUCUGUCCAAUGGAUUAUGCUUGUCUUGACUGGCUCAGAACCUUGUCCCAGUCCGUCCCAAAAAGGGCACCUGAUUUAUUCCCAAAUUUCAUCUCCAAAGAAUACCUUUAACUGUACCAAAUCAGGGACGGAGGACUGAUCGGACAUGCUCUCGGACUCCGAUAGACGCCCUCAACUACAAUGCUUGUAUUUCGUUUGUAUAUAAAUUCGUUUCAGCAGCCAAACAUCUUUUUUCCAUCUGUGGAGUAUCUUACGUAAAAGCCAGGGCGAUUUUAGAGGUUUAAUCACUAGUGACUUAACACGUUAGACUUAAGGUCAUGAAGUUGCGAGGCUUUUUUAAUGAAGGAAAAAGGGAGCUCAAAGGAAGGAACACUUUAGAUCAACUGAUUUUUUAAGUGCAAAUUACUUGUUAUUUUGUAGCCUCCAGAAACUUAAUGUUACUAGUUUCAGGGGUUCUUGUUUUAGCUUAGUUUUUGAAAAUUAUCCUAGUUAAAGACUAUUUUUUGCCGUCUUCAAAAUGAAUCUAUCCAAGGUGGCAUCCCCUACCCUGGAAUACGCAACAGAGAGUUGUACAACCUUCUUAAGUCAGGAUAUCGAAUGGACAAACCAGGGAUAUGUUCUGAUGAGCUGUACGUUCAACAAUAUUUUUCACCUAUUUCAUAUAUGUCCCCGUAUGUGAUGUGUGAUACUCCCCCCUCACCAAGAAACUCUUAGUUAAGUUCGCCUAUCUCAACUGCGUGACUUAAUCCUUCUAGAAGUCAUCUGUAAGGUUUUGUUUUAACUUGCGGUCCAGCACUAAUAAAUUUAAUGAUCAAGAAAAUGCAACUCAGCCAUUAUGCUUUUUUCUAAGAAAACAGACAAUUGUGGGAAGGAAUUAAAAGGCCAUAAUAACGUGCCCAGAACCUCGACGCCGCUGAGUAAAAGUAAUCUUAAGGGGAGAAUUUAUCAUUUCUUGAGAGGAGUAUGUCGUUCACACGUACCGUUUCUCAGUGAACUGAUUUGUCUUGUCGAGACAAGUGUUUGGUACAACUAUUAAAACGCUUUUACUGUGCAAAUUGUUUUAAAGCCCACAUGACUUCCUACUUGUACUUUAGUCGGGAUUGUUUGGGAAAACAGUAACUGAAUUCUAUAAUUAUCACUUAAUAGCUGUAAUUCCUCCGUUUAUAUCCGAAUACAUUAUAUAACCACAGAUACGAGUUGAUGUUAGACUGUUGGAAGGCAGACCCGGAGGAGAGACCAUCAUUUGAACAGCUGCUAACAAGAAUGGAAGAAAUGAUGACGAGGGACGCUCCUUACUUCGAUUUUAAUAAA